Molecule: messenger RNA, 3665 nt
Organism: Pogonomyrmex barbatus (red harvester ant)
Lineage: Eukaryota; Metazoa; Arthropoda; Insecta; Hymenoptera; Formicidae
Product: Wnt oncogene analog 6
Biological process (GO): multicellular organism development; cell fate commitment; canonical Wnt signaling pathway
Cellular component (GO): extracellular region
Molecular function (GO): cytokine activity; frizzled binding
Source: RefSeq, a predicted model, not a curated record
AGUGGUCUAAGGGACCGGAAGUCAGUGCUCUUCUUCCGGGUCUUUCUCGAAUCGCGAACCCUUUUUCACGAUCUCGAAGAUCGUGUCUCUUUCAACGAAGGGCAUCUUCGAUCGCCCUCGAGCAUCUUCAGUGCGGAUCAUGAAGAUCAGAUGUUCACCACGAUUAUGGCUGUGUAAUCUUAAAGAGAUAUCUUUGCUUCGGAAAACGCAACGUAUCGAGAAACGCAACAUCAAGAAUAAUUCCUCAACAAAGAUAAGAUGAUCAAGAACGAAGGAUUUUGCAAAUAAAUCCCCGCAAGCCAUGAUCAUCGUUCUCCAAUAUCCUUGCACCAUCGUCGAUUUGUUUCAUCGGACAACGAAUUUGUUAUUGAAUCAAAAUUUUAAGAAGAAUCAGCGGCGAAUGAUGGCCUAUAUUGCAAUGUCGAGUCUCACAGGAUCACAUGAUAAGGGAAUCGCGCGAUAAAGAGGACAGUGCGUCAUUUCAAGUGUCAACGGGAUACAUUCGAAACUAAGGAACACAUACUCGGUGAAUUUGUGGCUCGAUUCGUCUUCGCGGUCGAACAUUGGUGAUCUUGCAAACGUUGCCGUCGCGAUUUUAUUAUUUCCGACGAACAUCAGUGCGCAGAGCGGACAAAGAAAAUCUAAUUGGUGACUGAUUCGAGGGUGCAAUCAGAGGUGCGGAGGGGAUGGAGAUGCGCCCCGUUCUCGUGGCGAUCUGCCUUCUUCUCGUCACCCCCAUCACUGGCUCUUUCUGGACCGUAGGAAGCCAGCUGGUGAUGGAUCCAAUGCUCGUCUGUAAGAAAACGAGACGGCUGAAGGGGAAGCUUGCUGACAUUUGUCGUAAGGAGCCAUCUCUGCUGAAAGAAAUCGCGAAAGGUGUUCAAGUAGGUACUAGGGAAUGCCAGCAUCAAUUCCGAAAUCGAAGGUGGAAUUGUACGACCGUCAGGAGAUCUCUUAAGAAGAUCCUACUUCGCGAUACGCGGGAGACGGGUUUCGUGAACGCCAUCACUGCCGCUGGAGUUACUUAUGCGGUUACCAGAGCCUGCACUAUGGGUGACCUCGUGGAAUGCUCCUGCGAUAAGAUGACGUCGAAGGGUAAUCGUCUGGCUAAAUUUGCGCGUACGGUCGAAGCGAAGAAAAGUUUGCCGACAGAAGGAGACUGGGAAUGGGGAGGGUGCGGUGAUAAUGUAAACUUCGGCUUUAAAAAGUCUCGGGAAUUCAUGGAUGCACCGUAUCGUAAAAGAAGUGAUAUUAAAACGUUGGUGAAGCUUCAUAACAAUGACGCUGGUCGUCUGGCCGUUCGCAACUUCAUGAGGACCGAAUGCAAGUGCCACGGAUUGUCCGGCUCCUGCACGGUGCGCACUUGUUGGCGUAAGAUGCCGCCAUUUCGGGAGGUCGGCAACCGCCUUAAGGAGUCCUUCGACGGCGCGGCCAAAGUCAUUCCCAGCAACGACGGCCACAACUUCAUCACCGAGGGUCCUACGAUCAAGCCGCCCGGUAGAUUCGACCUGAUCUACAGCGAGGACUCGCCGGACUUUUGCAAACCGAAUCGAAAAACCGGCUCCCUAGGGACGACAGGUCGUCAGUGUAACGCGACCAGUCCCGGGGUCGAGGGCUGUGAGCUCCUCUGCUGCGGCAGAGGCUACGACACUAGAAUCGUCAAGGAGAAGGUCAACUGUCAGUGUAGGUUCCGGUGGUGUUGCGAGGUCACGUGCAAUAUGUGUCUCGUCAAGAAGACCAUCAACACUUGCCGCUAGUGUCGACGUAAGUGAAUAAAAACUUGUACCGUAUAUAUGACAGUGUCGAGAAUUGAGUUGGUGCGAUAGCUUGUCUUGCAUGUGUUAGCGGUUUGGAGGGGGAGAUAAUAGAGGAAUGAUUUAUAUUCUUUGCGUAAAUCCCAUACCGUGUGCCAUAAGACCGGAAGACUAUAAUUGAAGAGUUUUGUGAAGCUUCGAGAUUUCUGCCGCAGGACUUAAAACGCAUUCUUACUUAAUAAUGAACUAGACAUACAAUCAAGUUUUAGCUUUUCUGUUUUUUAUUAGCGAAUAUUAGCCUAUAUUAAUAUGAAUUGUGUUUCUGAAAUUAUUCAACGAUUAUUCAGUCCGUUUGAUUGGAACUUCUCGACUUCUAUCGUUGCUAUCACCAUCGACGGUUGAUCCAACUCUUGAUUCUUUUCUCUCGAUACGAUCGUGAUAACGCAUUACGUAAUAGCAUUUGUAAUAUAUCUGUUUCUAGAAUACGUGAUCUUUGAGCGUGAAUAUUCAUUAAAGAAUGUUCAGAUGAUAUGUGAUUUACAAUUUAUCGUGACUACACAGGUCUGGAUUAAAUCUAGGUUAGCGAGAGAGCAUCUCUCUCUCUACAUACUUAUGUAGCAUCUCUAAAAAGAUUAUCUCGACGUAUAAACGCGAGAAUCGAGAUUGAGGACAUCAGUAGUGCAUGUGCGAGCCAAGUCAGACGUCAGUCGCGAAUGCAGCUAGCCGCGAAAUAGUACAUAUUUUUAUUUGUAUACCUAUAAAUUGCCGAUGGUUGCAAAGUUAGAUAUUUCAUAUGCAAAAUAUGUAUUUUGACACAGAGCUUGGCCAUUAUCAACGCUGGUAGUAUAGAUUUUAUAUGUGAAGAUUUUUAGAUUGUUAUAAUUAGAGCUGUUUCUAGAUUUUUAUUGUCUUCUAGGCUUUUGUUAUGUGCGAUAUGAGACUGCUCCUUUAGUUAGUAAUAAGAUAAUAAGAAUGAUAAUUUACGAUAACAUAUAAAAAUGUUUUUUCUAAACUUAGCAAUAAUGAAAAGUCGUCUAAAUAAUCUUUGAGAUUUAAUAACAAGAAAAAUGUAAUAAUAUAAAUGUGUUUAUGGAAUUUUUUGAAUAUUUGACAUAAAAUGCAUCUGACAAAGCCUAGUGAAUUUUCUGCUUCGUAAAAUCGAUAUAUAGUUGUUAUUAGCAUCGCUAACGCUGCGCGAGGCGAUCAUGUUUCAUUCGAGCUUUCCACGUAUCUCCAGUGCUCGUAAUACAUAUUAAGAUACACAUAAGAUAUAGUAAAAUGAAUUUAUAUAAAAUAUAUUCGUCAAAGAACAUCGUAAUACGCCGGGAUUCGUAUAGCAAUGCUCGGUGAAUCGCUUUUCUUCUUGUAUUUUCGCGACCUCGAGCGAAGUUCCGAUGAAUUUGAUAUGAAUGUCAUCGGAAAUAUUUUAAUGUUACAAUGUUUAUUUUGACGUUGGAUCGAAUUUUUAUGCGAACUUUUCUAUCGAUUUGAAAGGAAAUCCGGGACUUCGCUUUCGUUUUUCGCGCGUGUAUAUAAUUAUACUGCUUUUUCUUCGCGUGACAUUAGCUUUGUGCCAUACGUUACGAUUCGAUCGAUAUUUUCCAUGUGUCUAUCGAAAACGAGAUGCACGCAAGAUUCUUUCGUUUUUUCAAAUAAUUUUAUCGAUUUUUAAAACUCGUUACAGAGCUUACUUUUAUCAUUUGUAUAUAUAAGACUGAUAUAUUAAAAUUUUAUAUUAAAAUAUAUAUUAAAACGGUUUUACGCAAUCUAUGUUAGGUACGGAUAAAAUUAUACUCACAGACGAAUCUCCUUUGUUAUUAUUAAGAUUUAUCAAUUUAUCAGCAGUGACGAUUUAUCCUAGGAUGAAUAUACAAAAGGAAAAAAUAUAUGAACAAUUAUACUUCAAAUUCC